Molecule: messenger RNA, 868 nt
Organism: Aegilops tauschii subsp. strangulata
Lineage: Eukaryota; Viridiplantae; Streptophyta; Magnoliopsida; Poales; Poaceae
Source: RefSeq, a predicted model, not a curated record
AUAUCAAAGAGUGCGAGCAGAAAGAAAAAUAUGACUGCUAUGGCGACUGUGAGGAAUUGCCGGGGUCGUUUCGUUGCCGGUGCCCGGCAGGAACACAUGGCAACUAUACCCUACCUGGUGGCUGCGUCCACAAAGGUAACUUGCGUUUAAUCAUUGGUCUCUCGGUUGCAAGUGGACCAUGCAUUUUACUGUUGGUUCUUGGUGCACUCCUAAUAACCCGUGCUCUUAAGCAACGCAAGGCUGAUGCAUUGAGAUGGAAGUUCUUUAGUCAGAACCGUGGGCAACUAUUGAAGCAGUUGGUAUCUCACAGGGCAGAUAUCGGAGAGAGGAUGAUCAUUUCAUUAGAAGAGCUAGUGAAGGCUACCAACAAUUUUGAUCAAACUCGCAGGCUCGGUGAAGGAGGGCAUGGCACCGUCUACAAGGGGAUCUUGUCGGACCUGCAUGUUGUGGCCAUCAAGAAAUCAAAUAUUGUUGUCAAGAGAGAAAUCGACGAGUUCAUAAAUGAGGUUGCCAUACUCUCACAAAUCAACCAUAGAAAUAUUGUGAGGCUCCGUGGGUGUUGCCUCGAGACAGAAGUCCCUUUAUUGGCUUAUGAGUUCAUUUCCAAUGGAACACUCAGUGAUCAUCUUCACAGGCCAGAACCAGGAUCGCUUCCUUGGAAAGAUAGGUUGAGGAUCACAAGUGAAAUAAGCAAAGCUCUCGCUUACCUUCACUCUGCUGUUUCAGUCCCAGUAAUACAUAGAGAUAUCAAGCCUUCCAACAUACUUCUUGACGAUGCAUUGACAGCAAAAGUUUCAGACUUUGGAGCUUCAAGAUACAUUCAAGUGGAUCAAGCAGGAACAACAACUGCAGUGCAAGGAACUAUAGG